UCCCUAAAAUUCUUCGUAUUACAAUACGACAUCCGGUUAUGUUUUGUUUGGGAUUUGGGAAUAAAGGCUCCGACUGCAACAAGUCUGUGGUGUUUAUGUGAUCGCCGAUUAAUUCCACCGCUUAAAAUAUCUCCGGCAAGAGGAGACGCUUUCUUCUCUCAUCAGAUUUCAUUUUUAGUUCAUUUGCGUUCCAACACUUGAAAGAGCUACUAGAUUUUCGUCUCGCUGUCUGAUCACCUGGGCCAAAUCGAAACUCUAUAAUCAUUUAAGACCUACUUUCCUCUCUGUUUGGAAAACAAGGAGGGAGAGAAAGUAUACUUGUAUUGUGAUGAUGCUGCCGCUCAAAGUCGUCCUCCUUUAUUGAAUUGCAGCGAUGCAGUUAUAGGUUUCCGUUCCAGAAAGAGCAACGAAGAGAUGCAGAAAUUGGGUGAUUUCAAACUGCCGCAGUUCUUCAAUUACCCACCAUACUUCACUUUGCAGCCUGUUAGGGACACUCGAGAAAAGCAAGUACAGCUUUGGAAGGAUCUUAUCCUUGAUUAUUGUAAAACGCAGAAAAUAUUUGUGAUCGAAUUGGAAGAUGAAUUUCCUUUGUUCUCUAAUCCUGUGAUUGAGAGAUCUCUCAGUCAUGAAGCUAGAAAAGCAUUUCUCUCAGCAUUAGUCUCAGAAGGCCGUGCAGAAUGGUUAGACAAAGGACAUAGGAAAUGCCUUAUUUUGUGGCAUCAGAUCCAAGAUUGGGCCAACAUUAUUCUACUUUUUGUGAAGGACAAUGGAUUAGAGGAUGGUGUUAUGACUAUUGAGGAAAUACGCUCAGGAAUUGAAUCUCGAGGAACAGAGCUUCAUGGGAUAGAUCGCACAAUUUUGAUGCGGGCAUUGAAACUUCUAGAACACAAAGGGAAGGUUGCAAUUUUUAAGGGGACCUCAACUGACGAUGAAGGUGUGAAAUUCUCCGUGUAGUGCUUCUACUGUCGCAAAACUGAUGAGGAUAAUCAAACUGUGGGGCUUGCACCCUAGUUAUGGACUUCAUCAUUAGAUUUUCUGCAUGUAUGAAUGAGCUUGUACUCUUUUUGACAGUCGCGCCCCUUUGUUUUUGAUGGGUUCUGGAUGGCAGUGAAAUGAAGGUUUCCCUCAUUAUUCCCCCCUGCCCAACAAAACAAAUAUUGAAAUUUAUCAGCUGCUUAUGUUGCGUUUUAUUUCAAAGUUACAACAAAUAUUUGGAGC
Molecule: messenger RNA, 1218 nt
Organism: Manihot esculenta (cassava)
Lineage: Eukaryota; Viridiplantae; Streptophyta; Magnoliopsida; Malpighiales; Euphorbiaceae
Product: vacuolar protein sorting-associated protein 25
Exons: 7
Coding region: 415-954 (179 amino acids)
Biological process (GO): protein transport to vacuole involved in ubiquitin-dependent protein catabolic process via the multivesicular body sorting pathway
Cellular component (GO): ESCRT II complex
Molecular function (GO): protein homodimerization activity; structural molecule activity
Source: RefSeq, a predicted model, not a curated record